AUGGGUGGGACGUUGGCUGCUCCUCGUCACGCCGGCCCUUUAUAUACCUCCGGGCAGCGGCAUGGCGAGCACAUCUGGCCCCGGCAGCUGCAGGGACUCAGGCCCCGCUCUCUCGCCAUGGGCUCUCGUACAGGACCCACGAAGUCUGCCCUGUUCCUGCUCUGCUGCUUGGGAACCUGGCUGUCCUCCCACAUGUCCCCCAUCCGUCCGCUCCCACGGAAGGACCUGAAGAAGACGAUGGUGGAGUUGCGGUCCCUUUCUAAUAUGCUUCUGGACGACUUCAGGCGCAGAGAGAGGGGGAUGCAGAUAUCCGAAGAAUACAAGCCACCCUGCUUCAUGUCUGACCGCCACGCCCCAGACAACAUCAACGCCGCAGCCAUCCAGGCGUACUUCAAGGCCAUGGAGCCAUUCGCAGAUAACAAGACGGAGAUUAGAACCAUCAUCCACCAGCUCAGCAAGCUCAAGUCUCGAAAUGUGCCCGAAGUGAACGUUGUUGUGCCCACAGCCAGCUUUCCCCAGAAGUCCUUCACCCUGACUCUCUUACAGGAGCUGGCAAGCUGCAUGGGCCUCGCUUUACAGUCUCUGAACUCCAGACCCCAGCGGGCCGCGUAAGGCCGUCCGGUGGGCGCGCCCUUCGGAAUGGCAAUUGCACGACGCCUUACCAGCUGCCAGGUGACCGGCAGCUGCGGAGCUCUGCUGUGGGUUAUUAAGGAAAUUAUCCCGUGAGUAAUCCCAGCAGCUCCUCAGAGGGGCCAGCCCUGGGAGAGUUAAGUUUAUGAAUUAACUUUAAAAGA
Tupaia belangeri chinensis (Chinese tree shrew) is the source of this 794-nucleotide messenger RNA. RefSeq names its product interleukin 31 (gene IL31). Bases 1 to 612 code for a protein of 203 amino acids. The transcript has 3 exons. NCBI's taxonomy places the organism in Eukaryota, Metazoa, Chordata, Mammalia, Scandentia, Tupaiidae. The record is from RefSeq and is a predicted model, not a curated record. Gene Ontology annotation, molecular function: cytokine receptor binding; cytokine activity.